This is a messenger RNA of Prunus persica (peach), 588 nucleotides long. RefSeq lists its product as uncharacterized. The coding region runs from base 1 to 534 and encodes 177 amino acids. The record is from RefSeq and is a predicted model, not a curated record. The transcript has 3 exons. Lineage: Eukaryota; Viridiplantae; Streptophyta; Magnoliopsida; Rosales; Rosaceae.
AUGUUGCUUGGGGGUGACAUUGGCGAGAGCACGAAGGGGACACUGCUUGAGUUUACUGUCGGGGACAUUGAUUUGGAUGAACCUACAGCUGUGCUAUCUCAGUUGAACGUGUGGUUGAAUGAUAAAGGUAAAGCUGUGGCACAAGGGGUCCAAUUACGGAAAAGGAAGAGGAUCAUUCCUAUGUGGAAGAUCAUUGAAGGCAGUGAAUUGGUUCCAAAAACUGGGGCACAGACAACCGGACUGAAGAUGUUAGACCCAAUGAAGGCGAUUCCGCAUGAUGAUCUGGUGAAUUUGCUGAAACUUUGUUGGGAAUGGCGCCAGGACCCAAAUUUGGUGAUGCAAUUUGGCAACGUGGAAGCUGAGAUUGAAUUCUUCGCUUCCCUCGUGAAAGCUGAUGGUUGGCUGAAAGGAGAUCACAUUGAUUUGGGGUUGUAUCUCAUCCGGAAGCGACAACAACAGUUGGAGACAGAUUCGGUAGAAAUAGCGGACUGGACAACGACCGAUGUUUUUUUUAUGGUAUGUCAUCGGCCUUGACCAAGUGCCGUUAAUAAUUACACAUUUUCCAUACACACACUAGUGGAGGUGUUU